Molecule: messenger RNA, 2100 nt
Organism: Anthonomus grandis grandis
Lineage: Eukaryota; Metazoa; Arthropoda; Insecta; Coleoptera; Curculionidae
Exons: 8
Coding region: 42-2030 (662 amino acids)
Biological process (GO): monocarboxylic acid transport; transmembrane transport
Molecular function (GO): monocarboxylic acid transmembrane transporter activity
Source: RefSeq, a predicted model, not a curated record
UUUACAUUAUAAUUAUUAUUUUUAAAUAAUACCAAAUAGUCAUGAAACCCAUUGAAAGUGUUAAAGGAGGAAAAGAUGGUACUAAGCGAACAAGUGAAAUCAUUCGACCAUCCUUAUCCAGACCAUCUCGAAGAACAUCGAUGAAAAGCCGUUUGACGAUGAAUAAAUCAUACUUGAUCAAUGUAGAAGAUUUUGCAGACACCAUGGUCACAAUUCCUCCUGAUGGUGGCUGGGGUUGGGUCGUGGUGCUAGUCAGUUUUAUAAGCAUGUUUUUUAUUGAUGGCAUUGCAUACUGUCUUGCUCCAUUUUUCCUAGAGUUAUCCAAGGACUUUAAGUGCGAAAUCACUGAAAUUGCUGUUGUAGGAGCUUUAAUAGGAGGAUUUUAUUAUUUGUCUGGUCCACUUUCAUGUGCUGCAAUAAACAGAUAUGGAUUUCGGCCGAUAGCUGUUAUAGGAGGAAUGUUAGCUAGUAUAACGUUUAUCGCGGCAUCUUUUCUAACUUCAAAAAUGCCUUUUUUAAUACUUGUGGGGGUGUUAGGAGGAACCUCAUUUAAUCUGAUGUAUUCUCCAACAGUGGUUGCUACUGGGUUUUAUUUUGAGCGAUGGAGGGCAUUGGCUAUGGCUAUUUCCUGUUGUGGAUCAUCUUUAGGAGUUAUGAGCUUGCCGAUGUUUUGGGAACUGGUGGCAAAAGGGUAUAGGUGGCAAACCAAAUUUAAGUACAUAGGAGGAAUUUUCUUCUUAUGUGGCCUUAUGGGUUUGGCUUUCAAGCCAAUAAAAGCGAAAAAAAUUGAAAAGGUUGUGCAGUUCGGAGAGGUGUCUAGAAUGCCUUCAAGUAAUACUAUGGACGAAAUUGAGCUGCCAGGCGGUAUAUUAGGAGCACUAUAUCGUUUUAAAAACAUAUUUUUUCCAACUAUAUCGGAAGUGAGCAUGCUGAGUGGCAGCGGUGGUGGGACACCCGUUGCAAAUAGAUCGGCAGUGACAAGUAGAACAAGCAGUUAUACAUAUUUUUUAAAUAGAGAUUUGGCUGACGAUGAGCAGUCAGCACAAGUUUAUCUUGACAGUUCGAGCGGGUAUGCAACGAGACAAAGUUCUAUGCGAGCUAGUAAAGAAGGGAGCCAACGAAAAAUUAAGUGUUGCAGUAGUAUUAAAAAGAGAUCGUUGGCCACAAUAAACCGACCGCUCUAUAGAGAUGAUAUAUUUUAUCAGGGCUCUAUUUCCAAACUCUCAAAUAUAACAGCGCCAAGCUCAGUGCGACCGAGCAGGUUGGGAAGCUUCGCGUCUGUACCGGGGAGGACCAGAGAAUCAAUUGCAUACACCCUUUCAGUCUCCAGAGCAGCAACCCAACGGGAUUUGAAUGAAACAUACAAAUGCAUUUGCUGUCCAGAAGCGUCUCUAAGGGUGUUAGUGACAAUGUUGCAUUUAGAGAUGCUUAAAUCUCCAACUUUUGUAAUGAUAUGUACCAGCGGAUAUUUUUCUUUGAUGAUUACAUAUAUUACAUUCACGUAUAUAACAUUGUUUGCUGAACAACAAGGAAUUGAACCUGAGUAUGGAAUAAUGUUACUUUCUGUAAUAGGGAUUUCAAAUGCUGUAGGGAGAGCUGUUUGUGGGAUUGUAUCUUGCUUCCCAAUUUUAGAUACUAAUACAGUUUGCUGGACCACUAUCUUUGCCAGUGGAGUCUGUGUAAUUCUUUCUGUGUUUUUUAACACCUGGUUGCAACUAGUGAUUCUCUACGGUUUAUUUGGAUUUCUGUUAGCUUCUUUUGCAGUCCUUAGAACACUACAAUUUGUGGAAAUGUUCGGAUUGGAAAACCUGACGAACUGUUUCGGUCUGAACAUGUUGUUCAUGUCAGCUGCCGCAUUUUCGGGUACUCCUAUAGCCAAUAUAAUUUUAACAUAUACGAAUAAUGAUUUUGUACCGGUUUUUAUAUUUGUUGGGGUGUGUACUUCGGUAAGUGGUUUAAUGUUAAUCCCAAUCAAAAUGGUUUUAAGGUGGGAAACGAGGAAAAAGGAAAAGAGAGCUCCGAAUGUUUAGCAUGUAAUAAGAUUUAAAUGUUUCUAGGAUAAUAAUGUAAAUAUUAAGAGUAAAUGAUUUUAUUAUGUAA